UUAUCUACCCCUCCAAUCUUUUAAAAUCCCAAAAUACCCUUAUGUUUUUUUUUUAUAUGUUUUUUUCUUUCCUUUCUUCGACUUUUCCCCUCCAUCUCUUUAUCCAUAACCAGACCUUAGGAGCCCUCUGUUUCCUUUCAUGAAUCGGCCGGAUUGUAAGCGUGGAGACUGCGCGUUUUGAAGGAGAUGGUGAAGAGGCGACUCAGAGAGAAAACUGCAGGAUUUUAGAGAGCCCUAGGAGCAGAAGCAGAAGCAACAGGCAUUUCUUGCUGAGAGAUAUGUAUGAUGAUAUGAUGCUGGAUGGAGUACAGCCAACUAGGGAUACAUUCCAUUCUGUCAUCAGUUAGUGGAAAGGUGGAUAAGCAAAAUGCUCAUUUCUUUGGUGUUACGAUCAACGAGCAACAAGCCGAGUGUGGUAUUGUAGUAAGAGUUACUUCAAAUGCACAAAGCAAAUUUAAGUUACUUUAUUUCGAGCAAGAUGUGAAUGGCGGUUAUGGUUUGGCCCUACAGGUGAUUGAUGAAAUAGAUGGAGCUCUUGGUGAUGGCAAAGGUGCUGUGGAGGUUAUUCUAAAGAUGAUAAGAAGGCUCUCUAAAACCCUGCAGUUUUCUAUCUGAGUCGCCUCUUCACCAUCUCCUUCAAAACGUGCAGUCUCCACGCUUACAAUCCGGCCGAUGCGAAAGGAAACAGAGGGCUCCUAAGAUCUGGUUAUGGAUAAAGAGAUGGCGGGGAAACGUCGAAGAAAGGAAAGAAAAAAACAUAUAAAAAAAAAACAUAAGGGUAUUUCGUUUCGUUUUCAUGAUUCCCUGGAAAAUGGUACACCCGAAAGUUUAUCAUUCAUAUGGAGUUUCCUUUUCAUGAUUCUUUUCAUGCAAACUAGAUAGUAUUUUUUGCUUAUUGACAGCUAGUUGCUAUCUGCAGGGUUCAUAUAUUUGUUCAACCAACAGUUAAUCGUGUUGUCAGCAGGUGAUCCUUGACUACCAUGGCUGAUGUUUAAUUGCUGUGACAAUUUCAAGCCUUUCCAUUUCUGAUGGGGAACAUUGGGUCAAGUCGGGAUUGAUACCAACAGAGGCUUUUGUAGGAGCUGUAAUAUUAUCUAGGAGCUGUAAUAUUCUCUAGGAGGUGUAAUA
Messenger RNA from Ziziphus jujuba (common jujube), 1128 nucleotides. RefSeq names its product chaperone protein dnaJ 15-like. The transcript is spliced from 6 exons. Bases 301 to 615 code for a protein of 104 amino acids. Lineage: Eukaryota; Viridiplantae; Streptophyta; Magnoliopsida; Rosales; Rhamnaceae. The record is from RefSeq and is a predicted model, not a curated record.